This is a messenger RNA of Paramecium pentaurelia, 2937 nucleotides long. The record is from the annotation of a GenBank genome assembly. Lineage: Eukaryota; Ciliophora; Oligohymenophorea; Peniculida; Parameciidae.
AUGAGUUGGAAUACUAAUAACCUUGAAGAAGGUGAAGUUAAACCAGUUGAUUCCACUCCUGUAUGGGGUGGUGAAUAAAAUAAUGGUGGAUGUUAAAUAGAUGAAGUGAAAAAAACUUAAGAGCCUUAAUGGGGGCAGGAUGAGAAAAAGGAAAAUAAAGAAAGCAAUGAUUAAAAUGGAACAGCAGCAGAAUCAGGAGGUUGGGGAAACCAAUAAUAGUAGCAAUCAUCCUCUUGGGGAGAAGCUAAAGCAGAUAAUAAUGAUAAUGCUUGGGGAUCAGGAACCACAGGGUUUGGAAGUACAUCAACAGGAGAUAAUGGAGGUUCAUCUUGGGGAGGCGGUUCAACAUCUUGGGGAAAUGGAGGAAGUUCAGAUAAUAAUUUUUAAUCAGAUCGACCAAGAGGUAGAGGAAGAGGAGACAGAGGAGAUAGAGGAGGUGGUUUUAGAGGCAGAGGUGAUAGAGGAGAUGGAUUUAGAGGUAGAGGAGAUGGAUUUAGAGGAAGAGGAGACAGAGGAGAUAGAGGAGGAUUUAGAGGAAGAGGUGACAGAGGAGGAGACAGAGGAGAUAGAAGAGGAGGCUUUAGAGGUGGAAGAGAUAAUGGUGGAAGCUGGGGUGGCAACUCAAAUAACAAUAAUGGAGGAGGAAAUAGUUGGGGAGGUAAUUAAGAAGGUAACUCUUGGGGAAAUUCAGACAAUAAAGAUAAUGCUGGAGGAGGUUGGGGAAGUACUUCAACUAAUGAAUAACCAGCUCAAUCAGGUGGAUGGGGUAGUACUACAACAGAGCAACCAGCAUAAUCUGGAGGUUGGGGAAAUUCUACUGAAUAACCGGUUCAAUAAGCAUCUGAAAGUUGGGGUAGUAAAACAGAAAAACCACCAUAAUAAGCAGAAUCAAAUUAAGGUGGAUGGGGAACUACAACUGAAUAACCAAGCUAAUAAUCUGGUGGUUGGGGAUCUACAACUGAAUAACCAGCAAAACAAUCCAACGGAUGGGGAAAUUCUACAGAAGAAUAACAACCCUAAUCAUCUGGAGGUUGGGGAGCAUCAAAUCCAGAAUAACCUCCAUAAUCAUCAGGAACUUGGGGAUCCUCUACAACUGAAUAAACAUAAUAAUAAGGUGGUUGGGGUUCUACAACACAGGAAUAACCUUAAUCUGGAGGUUGGGGAUCUACAACUGAUUAAGCAACAUCUUCAGGUGGAGGCUGGGGAGGUUCAUCAGAUCAAUAAAAUGGAAACUCUUGGGGUGGAGGAGGAUCUGGUGAUGGACAGAGAGGAAGAGGUCGAGGAAGAGGAGACCGCGGAGAUAGAGGAGGUUUCAGAGGUAGAGGAGAUGGUUUUAGAGGAAGAGGAGAUAGAGGAGGAGAAGGUUUUAGAGGAAGAGGAGAUCGAGGUGGAGGAGAAGGAUUUAGAGGAAGGGGCGAUAGAGGAGGAUUUAGAGGAAGAGGAGAUAGAGGAGACAGAAGAGGUGGAUUUAGAGGAGGCAGAGACAAUGAUAAUUAAGGUAAUGGAGGAAGUUGGGGAGGAUCAUCAAAUGAUUAAGGUGGUGGAGGAUGGGGAUCUUCUGUAACUGAAUAACCUGCAUCUAAUGGAGGUUGGGGAUCUUCUACAACUGAAUAACCUUAAUCAAGUGGAGGUUGGGGAUCUACUGCUACUGAACAACCAGCUUAAACUGGAGGAUGGGGAGCUACUGCUACUGAACAACCAGCUUAAACUGGAGGAUGGGGAGCUUCUACAACAACUGAAUAACCAGCUUAAAAUGGCGGAUAAAUUGCAACUGAAUAACCUUAAUCAAGCGGAGGUUGGGGAUCUACUGCUACUGAGUAGCCAGUUUAAAAUGGAGGAUGGGGAUCUACUGCUACUGAACAACCAGCCUAAAGUGGCGGCUGGGGCAGCUCUGAUGCUCCAUAAUAAUCUAAUGGUGGUUGGGGAAGUAGUAAUAACGAUUAAUAAUAAUCUAAUGGAUGGGGCUCGAAUAAUCACUAAUCAAAUGGAAAUGGCGAAAGAGGAAGAGGUCGUGGUAGAGGAAGAGGUCGAGGUGGUGAUAGAGGCGGAGAUAGAGGAUUUGAUAGAAACAACAACAAUAAUAAUAAUAAUGAAAAUGGUGGAGGAGGAGAUUUUCCUACUUCAAAAAGAGUCAAACCGAACCCUGUAGUAAUUACAAUAUCAGAUGAUGAAAAUGGUUAAGCUUCUCCUCAUUUCAGUGAGGAUGAGUAAGAAAAAGUAAAUAUUAUUAACGAAGUUUUGAAAUAAACAGUUGAUGCCAAGUAAGUUACAUUGUAACUCCCUGCAUUAGAUACUAAAUUUUCUCCUCUUUUUAAUCCUGAACCUGAUCCAGAUAGCUUAAAAACUGAUAAUUUAUGCCAUCUCAAGGGAGGUCUUUAUCCUCACGAAUAGCAUAAAAAGGUGAAAUUUGUAUACACAGGAGGUAUAAAAGUAGAUUCACAAAGACAACCUGUUGUAAAUUUAGUUACUUUUGAUAAUGAUUUAGAAUUUAUUGAAUCUUGUCCUAAAGUGGAUUUAGCUGAAAAAUAAGGAAUAGAAACUGUGUUUUUGAGUCCAUUAAUUAAUGAAUAUAGAAUUUUAAAAAAUGAAUUAGUUUAAUUGAGACAAGAGGAGAGAAGAACAUAAAUAAGGAGAUAAUAUAUGGGAAUAGUGGAAGGAAUUGAUAAAGAAAAUUAAGAUUUAAUUAGUUAAGUUGGAUUAGCUUUAUUGAAAGAUUAGAAAGCAAUAAGAUUGAAAUAUGGAUUCUUAUUUGCUGAAUUAACACUAUUUCAUAUAAAAUAGAUAUUUGGAAAUAUGGAUUAAGUAGAACAUUAAUCAUUGUAGGCUAGAGAGAAAGAAUUGAGGCCAUCUAAUGUAGUUUUUAUAGUAUCCAUAACUUAGAAAUGGUUGAAUGAUGUGCCAAAAUUGAAAUGCAGAAGAAGAAAAGAGUUGUUAUGA